AAUUCUAUUUUUUCAGUUUGAAAUCGCAUGUCGGUUAUUUUAGUGUUCUGUUUACGUUUGUUUUCUAAACGCUGUAAUUGCUUAGGUCGCACAUUUUAGAAUAAUGAUUGUGUUUCAUUUCCAGUCCUACUUUUGCUAAUGCUUAUAACUUAUUAGGAAGUUGUAGAAAAUAAUGAAAGAAAAUGAGUGACAAUAUAAAAGUAGUUGUCAAAGUUAGACCUCUAAUUUCGCGUGAAAUUGAAGAUAAACUUUCUUACCAGUGGCGGGUCAAGAAUAAUACGCUUUACCAGCUCGGACACAAUGGCAAAGAAAACGGCCAGUCUUUCACUUUUGAAAAAGUUUACGACAAAGAUACGAACACUGCAGAGGUGUACAAUGAUAUUGCGAAGCCGAUCGUGGAAGCCGCGACGGCUGGCUUCAAUGGCACCAUAUUUGCUUAUGGACAGACGUCCUCGGGCAAGACUUACACCAUGACUGGGACAGACAGCUCGCCUGGAAUCAUUCCACUGGCAGUCAUCAACUUGUUUGAGAUUAUCAAGAACAUUCCUGACCGAGACUUCUUAGUGAGAGUGUCUUACAUAGAAAUCUAUAAUGAGACGUUGAGAGAUCUAUUUAAUCUGAGCAAAAAAUAUGUUAAGAUCACUGAAUCCCAUCAGGGAAUCAAAGUGGAAGCCACUGAGAAAGUCACCUCUUCACCGGAAGAAAUACUAGAAGCUAUGAAAGAGGGAGAAGCGAACAGACAAAAAGGUGCCACAAAUAUGAAUGAAGAAAGUAGCAGGUCCCACACAAUAUUCCAAAUUAUAAUAGAAUCUCGCGAGCACGUAGAAGGGGAAGAAGAGCCGGGCUGCGUGAACGUGUCGCAGCUGAACCUCGUGGACCUGGCGGGCUCGGAGCGCAGCGGGCAGACGGGCGCCACGGGCCGACAGUUCAUCGAGGGCACCCAUAUCAACAAGUCCCUCUCUGUACUCGCUUUAGUCAUCAAUCAGCUGUCAGAAAACCCUAAUAGAUAUGUGAAUUAUCGCGACAGUAAAUUGACGCGUAUCCUGCAAAACUCGCUCGGAGGUAACGCGAAGACGACAAUCAUUUGCGCCAUCACACCAGCCGCUGUUGAGGAAACUAUUUCUACAUUGCAAUUCGCGAACCGAGCCAAAGCUAUAAAGAAUAAGCCUGAAGUGAAUGCCGUUGCCACUUCUAACGACACCAUGAUCCAACGACUCACGAAGCAGAUGUGUGACCUCAAAACUCAGUUGGAGAGCAAGAAGAAUAUAGAGCAAGACAAUCACAAGUUACAAAGCAAGAUACAAAACCUGCAGAAGUUAAUAUUGAACGGGUUUGCUCAGAGACGUAGUAUGGACCUUAUAAGUGGCCCUCGACGAAAACUGCAGCAGCCUAGGAGAAUAACUAUAUCUGCAUUUAAUUCUAUAUCUGAGGAAGAGCCGGUCGUCAGUAUACCUAAGUUUUGUACACCCAGUUUGAAGUACAACCCCCUGGUGGUCCCGAAGCUGGGCGAGCUGGCUCCCGUGGCAGAGGAAGGCAAGCUGUCGGCCGAGGCCGGCGAGCCGGCGCGGAUGGUGACGCCGCCGCCCACACGGACCGUCUUCUUCAGCAACGAGGUCAUCGAACUUGAUAGCGAUGACGACUCGACACGAGACGAUGCACCGACAUGCUCACCCAUUCACAAAUGCUAUGGAGCAACAAAAACACCGCCGUGCGUACUCAGGCGAAAUGCUAAAGAGGCUGAAAGAAAUUUAAAAGGCUUAAUCGAAUUAACCGAAAGAGAAAAAAUGUAUUCGCCUGAAGUGAUUGAAUAUAUAGAAAAAUUAGAACAAAAUACCACUGUGAUAGCGAAACUACAAGACGAAAUUGAAGUACUGAAUAGAGAGAGUAAAGAAAAAGAUUCAGAAAUGGACUUAUUGAGAAGCAAAGUUAAGAAGUCUGAGGAAGAUAUGAAGGCUCUAGUUGCUGCUAAGAUCGAGCUGCUAGCUCAGUGUGACAACUUUAACACUAAAUUGACUGACGCGGAAGUGAGUUACGAAACCCUUCGGAAUAAAGCCAAACUUCGUGAAGAAGAAUUGCUGUCUUUGUUAGAAGAACUCACUGCCAAAAAUAAGAAGCCCGAAGAUAUUGGUAAAAUGCUGUCCCGAACGUUAGACAAAGAGGUUCAUUUCAUGGAUAUCUCGAAAGACAUUUCUCUUGUCAAUAGUGACAGUGAUAGUGUUGUCAAUGGGAAUGAUGAUGGAACCGAUCAUAUUAAUGAAUUAGUCGCCGAAACUCAAUCUCAACUCGAUAUGAGAAAUCAAACAAUCAUAAAUUUAGAGGCUACCAUAUUUUCCCAAAAACAAAAGAUCUCCAUGUUAGAGGACCUGAAUAAAAGUCUCCAGGAAGAAGUUAGCGCGGUUAAAGAUAAACUCGUUUACAUAGAAAAUGAAAAUACUCUACUCAAAUCUACACUGGAUACUCUAAAUUCUACAAUAAAAGAACAAAAAAUAAAUUUGGAAACCGCAAAAGCUGACAUAGAUUCGUAUAAUACUCUUAUACGGGAACUGCAAAUAAAAUUAACCCAAAAAGAUAGUUCAUCAUCCAUUGACAUCAAUGACAGUGCUCUUGAUAAUAUGAUAGCCAACGAAGAAAAGUUCAUUGCUAACAAUGAGAACAUGAAAAAUAUAAUUCGGUCUCUUAAAACUGCCCUCGAAUCGCGUAAUAAAGAAGUUGAAAGACUAAAAUCUGCAGUGCAAGUGAAUGACAAAGCCUCAUUAGAUAAUUUAGCUUUAACGAAAGAGCUUGAAUUAAAAUCAAAGGAAAUUGAUGCAUCACAUGAAAAGGUUGAAAGCCUAACAAAACAAAUUAAUGAAAAUGUAACUAGUAUACACAAACUUGUGCUUGAAAAGAAUGUUCUCAAAGUAGCCGAAAACGAACUCUCUGAGAAACUGGUGAAUUGUGAAAACAAAAUUAGUGAACUCGAAAAAAUGAAUCUAGAGAACUCCAUUUCUAAUGAACGACUCAAAGAAGAAAAUCUUGAACUAACUAAAACAAUAGCAGAAAAAAAUGUCACGGAAAAAGAAUUACUUGAAUUCAACAAACAAUUUGUUAAACAAAUCGAGGAAAUGACUGCCAAGAAUAACCAGUUAGAAGAAGAAAUAAGCGAAAAACGUGAUCUUAUAUCUUCUCUUGAGAAAGAAGAUAAAGAAUCCAAGGAAUAUUUGCUUAACGCCAAAGCGGCCGUACUGAAAUCACAACUUAUCCUUGGUACCUUGACCGGGAACAUGCAAGAAGUACCAGAAAUUAUUGACAACUUUGUAAACGUUUUUAGUGUACUAAGUAACAGCAUGAAUACUUUGGAAAAGGUUGCCAAUGAUGUUGCCAAACAAAAAGAGGAAGCUUUGAAAAAUAACUAUGACUUAAAAAUCAAGUUAGAAGAAGUGAUUUCGUCACAUAAAUCUGAGAUUUUGGUACUGCAAGAACAACUUGACAUACAUAGCAUCUCUGAAUCUAAUGUCAGUCAGGAAAACUUAUCAUUAAGUAACAGAAUAAGUGAGUUAAACAAUGAGCUCGAAAUGAGCCGCCAUGAGCUACGUACUCAAAUAACACAAAACGAGAAUUUGGUAGCUAAUUUAACUCAAGUUACAGAAAACGUCGAGACAUGCAAUAAGAUAAUGGAUGGUUUACGGACAGAAAAACAGAAUUUAGACCAGAUUGUAAUAAGCUUGCAAAAAGAUAUAGAAAAUCUAAUGUCGAAGCUUCAAGAAAAGGAUAGUUUGUUAAAUGAUAAGAUCUCCGAAAUCAAUAUUAUUGAGGAACGAAUUAUUAACUCUCAACAGGAGCGAGACGAGCUGUUAAAUAGUAUUUGUAAGAAAAUUACACAAUUCACGAUCAAUUUCAAUAUACAAAAUGAUAUUUUGGAUGAAGGACAUGGUGACUGUAGUAAGGUCCACGAGCGUAUUCUUCUUACAUUAGACAGUAUAGGAAAUCACAUCUCAUUAAUGAACAUGAAAAACGUCAAUGAUGAAAGUGCCAAUGUAGACGAAAUAUUAUUAGAAGCCCAGAAGGAAAUAGCAGCUCUGACACAACAGAAUCUCAGUCUCAUAGAACAGUUAUCUCAAGUAGAAAACAAACAUAGUGAAUUGUCUUUUGCAAUGAAAAAGAUUCAAGAAGACAAUAAACAACUAAAUAAAGAAUUGACUAUGAGUCAAAAUAUACUACAAAGUCUACAAUUAGAACUUGAGCAAAAAUCUGAUGAUUUAACAACCAUGGAACGCAAAGUUCUAGAAUGGAAAGAACAGUUUAAAAGUCUUGACACUAUAAUGACAGAGCAGAUGGCAGAACUUAAAUUGGAAAACGAAAAACUUAAAGCUCGCAUCACAGAAAAUAAAGUACAACCGCAAACAGUAGUAACUUAUGAACAUAAAGAUUCUUAUGACAAUAACAAUAAAAAAGCUGGUGAAUUAAAAGAGAGCUCAAGCACAUGCAGCGAGAUUUCUUCUCCUCCUAGCCUGUUAACGAUAUGCUGCAACAAAAUAGUAGAUUCCAUACAACCCAAAGAAAAUGAAUCUAAAACUUCGACUGUUAGUUCUAACACUGAGUAUUCAGGUGAAACUCACAAAACUUACAUAGUCGAAUGCAAAUGCAAACUACUUGCCGCAGAACUAGAAGCUUCUAAAGAAGAGAACUCUAGAAUCAUUGCACUUUUAGAGCAAAUGGAAUCAGGAAACAAACAUCUUAUUCGAGAACAAGAAACCUUACAGUCUGAAAUUCGACAUCUUCUUGGCCCUGCCGAAGAAUUGCAAAAGAAAAUCGUAAGUCAUAAAACUAAUUUAACUAUCUUAACUGCCACCACUAAUGCAGAAAACAAAUCUCUAAAAUCCCAAGUAAAAGUAUUACAACAUCAUCAUCGCCGCUUCCACAAUGUAUGUCAGCGAGAUUUACCAGAGUUUAAAAAACAAUUACGAGAACUAAUGAUUUUGUUAAAGGGAGAUCCUUCGGUUGCUGAACAACAAAAUGCCAGUUUUAAACGAUAUUCGCUACCCGAUGUGCUAGAUAGCAGCACUGCUCUACCUAACUUUAAAAACGAAUCUACCUUAGAUGGAGACCUUUUGAUGCUUGAUACCAAUGUAACCAUAACUACGGCUGCAGAUAACACCUUGACUGGUCAAGAUCAAACAUGUUUAGAUUUAACACAAUUCUACAAUGAAGCUUGUCAGACGAAUGAUUUAAAUCAAACUGAUAACCAAACUAUGCAAGACAUGACAAUUUUAUGUGAUCAUAACCAGGACAUGACAGAAAUGAUAAAUAUGUUAAAAGAAGAAAAUGCAACUCUACGUGAAUUAGUAAAUAAAUACGGUGAGAGUAAAGAAUGUAUGACAGAUGCAGCAGUGAGUCCUGUCAAGUCGAAUGAACCCGUUACUAAUUCUGUGGAUGACAAGAUUAGUGUAAUUUAUGAGUGUGCUAAUUGUAAAAGGCAAGCAGAGUUACAACAAGCACAUGCAAAACUAUUUGAUGAUUUAAAAACAGUAACUCAGGAACUGGCAGAAAUAAAAGCACAAAAAUCUGAAAUCGAAGAAAAGUAUAACCAUCUGGCCCUAGAAACACCCUCAACUGAUAUUCUAAUAAAGAAGUUAAAUAGUUUAGAAAAAGAUUGCAAUACUAAAAUCCAAGAAAUUGCCAAACUUAAUAAAAUAUUGAGUAUUAAAACGGAGCAAUUGAAAAGUUUACAAGAUGAAAACGAUACAUUGUCAACACAAGUUUUUGAAAAUGUUUCCGAAGCAGAUGACUUGAAUAGAGAGUUAGACAAUAUGAGAAAAAUUAAUACUGAAUUGUUAGAGAAAUGUAGCAAGUUAGAGCAAUCUGCCAAGGUAUCUAAUGAAAGCCUAAGCAAUAUUGCUACUAUUUGUUCUGAAUGUAUAACCAAAGAUGAGCGUAUAAAGGCAAUGGAAAUGAAGCUAAUGAAAUCGCAUUCAAAAUUAAACAGGAGUCUAAGCGAUUCGGAUACCUCAUCUAGGUUUAACAAAAUUGUUACUUUACAAAGUGAAUUGCACGCGGGCAGAGAAGAAUGUAAGGAGAUAACCGAAGAUGUAGCCAGUAUUAAAAACCAUUUAGACCGCAGCAAUCUCGCGAUGGAUUUAGAUGAUAGUUUGAGUGAGUCGAACAUCUACCCAUUCACUAAAGAUUAUGGCAUUAGUAGCCCUCAAUCUAUCAAAUGUACUAUGCCCGACAUUCCGGAGGAACGCACCUCAGAUAUUUAUGUAAUGGAAAAAACUGACUGUCUUAAUUACUACGUUGAAAAGACAGGCAACAAAGAUAAUGUCGGCCGUGAUAUCAAAAUUAUCGAUCUCAUGAAAACGUUUUACGAACACCUAAUCACUCAACACGGCAAUGAAGUACAGAAUCUAACCAAUAAAUUGAAAGACUUCGAUGAGUCUAAAAGCCAGUUAGAAAUCCAAAUCUGUUCCCUAAUAGAAAAGCAUUCUCAAGUAGCCACGGCAUUGCAACAAAAAGAUCAAGAUUACAACACAGUAGCAAACACACUGUCGCUAAUAAAACAGAAUAUUCAUACUCUUAAUCAAGAAGUUACUAACGCAUCUGACAUUGACAUCAAUAAACUAGUAAACAUGUACAAAGAUAAUUUCUUUAAAGUGCUAGACAAAGAUUUAGGAUUUUCGAGCAUGCAAAUCAUCGAUGCUCUAAUCAAUAACAUUGUAAACAAGCAUCAAACAGAUUUAACGGAAAUCAAGGAACGUUAUACCAAAUUACAAGAACAUAUGGAAAAUGUUACUCUGGAAUUGAAGACGGUCAAUGAAAACUUGGCACAAAUGAAAGAGCAGUUGGCUGCCAAAGAAAGCGAAUACAAUUUACUAAAAGCCCAAAAAGAAAGGAUCCAUCAAAUAAGCAACGCUGUAACAUUAGAUAUAAUAAAAAGAGACAAAGAGCUAACAGAGGCACUUACUAAUGGUUAUAACAAACUUAUGGAACUUAAUAUAGUAAAUAGCGAAAACGUCGAUAUGACAUUGCCAGCAAAUGUGAAUGUUAGCCUUCUCUUUGACCACCUGAUUAACAAACACAAAGACGGUAAAACUCUUAAUAAUGAGAAGGAAAAAGAAAAUCUUGCUCUAGAGGUGAAGACUUCGAAACAAAUCAUAGAAGAAAAACAAAAAGAAAUUGAAGCACUUCAAUCACGUGGAAGAAGCUUACAAGAAAUCAAUAACGGAGUAACAAUAGACUUAGUUGAAAAACAGAACAAACUACAAGCCCAGAAUCAGAUAUACGAAAGUCAAGUUGAAGAAAAUAAAACUAAUGUCGAAUUAAUAAAAAAAUUGGAAGAAGAAAUCCAACAGUUACGGAAUGUCGUUGUAGAUAAAGAAAAUACUAUCGAAAAACUUGAAAUGAAAAUAAGUACUCAAGUUGAAUUAAUAGAAACUGUUAAAAACUUACAAAAUGAUAUUUCUCACUUGAAAUCAAUGAAUGAUAUCAUAGUGAAAGAAAAAGAUUCUUAUUCUUCCGAACUUGUGAAGUGUGGUGAGACGCUCAAACAAAAUAACAUGGAAAUGGACCGGAUGACGUCAGAUAUAUUAGUACUGAGGGAAUCAGUGAGAGAAAAUACUAUGAUAAUAGAUAAUUUGAAUUUGGAAGUAAAGAAUUUGUUGAAGCAGAAUAUGGACUUGAAGGGACAGUUGGAAGAAAAGUCAAGGGAGUGCUUUAGAUUGGAGACUAACAUGAAAACUCAUGAAAAAACAGCUGAGAUUCAAUCGAGAAUGAUAAUGAGGCUAGAAAAACAAAAGAAUGAGGACGACAGCACUAUAAGUGAGAAGAGCAAGCUAGUAGAUGAGCUCAAACAAAAAUGUGCUGCCUUACAGAAACAAUGCGAUUCAGUACACAAUGGCACAAAUGAAAUUGACGCCUUGAGGAAGAGUAAAGAGACUUUAGAGGCUCGGGUGAUUGAACUGGAAACGCAAUUGGAGGCGAAAUCCCGGCCAUCCAUUGAUGCAAUCGCAGAUUCGUCGCGACGAAGACGGCAGAGCUUACACGACUCCAAGCGAUUGUUUGGUGAAGAUCAUCAUGAGUUGGGAGAUCACAGUAACGCGGAGGCCAUAUUUGAGUCUCGCGCAAAACCUGAUGACUUGUUUAUGGAUGUUGACGAUGACAAUUCUAAUAGAAGCAGCCCUAUCAUGAGACUCAGUAAAGGACGGGAUAGCCUAUCUCUUUCACGAACCGAUCAGGAGGAAGAGCAUCCAUCUCGGCCGAGCAGUGUGGUAGCGACGCGUCGUCGCAGGCAGAGUAUACACGACCUGCAUAGAAGUGUGCUGCGUCAUACGCCGUCGCCUCAUGGUAUGGACGCAUCGCACAGGAUAAUUGAUGAAAUCAACCAUUCGAAACCUUCAGAUAUGUCCGGUGAUUACGUCAGCAGUGAAAUGACACAACUGAAAGACCGUCUAUCAGCCUGUCAGCAAGAGUUAGAAGAGCUUAAGGAAAAAUACAGAGAAUUGGACGAUGAAUGUGAAACUUGCGCCGAAUACCUGCGCGAGAGGGACUUACAGUGUGCACGGUUGAAGAAGGAGAAAACCGCUUUGCAAGCAACAGUGUCAGAACUCAAAGAGAAGUUACAGUCAUGCAAUCCAGCCCAGUCCAUGAAUCAGAGCCAACAGACUACUGCCAAACCAACCGUCUCUCACGUUGGAGUUAACACUGACGAAGAUUGGACGAACCUGCACUCGGUAGUCGUAGAUCGCAUGUCGUUUGACGCCGAGGUGGAGAAAAACAAAAGGUUGACGAAAACUAUUGAAGAGCUGCGAUUCAAGAAACAAGAUCUGAAGAAUACGCUCGCUAAAAUGCAAAAGGCUUUGGAGAAAAAUACUAGUAGCAGAGAAUUAGAGUCAACUCGUCACGAGCUGCAGGCGUGUAAGCACGAGCUGGCGCAGCUCCGACAGAAGUACAAAGAGCUGGACGAGGAGUGCGACACGUGUGCGCAGUACCUGCGGGAGAAGGAGGAACAGUGUCACAGGCUUAAGGAGGCUAAGAACGCUUUGGAGAUGAAACUGCACGAGUACCAAGGUACAAACGCGAUGGCGCAUUCAACACGUAAGAAGCGACAGAGUUUGCACGAUCAGAACCGAUCCUCAACCGUCGAAGUACAGGACGCUUCUACUGAAACUUGCGAUGAUUUCCUCAGCAACCAAGUGGAACGCGAUGCGCGUCCCUUGACCGAAGACAUGCAAGUCAAAGAAGUCAGACGAAUGAAAUUGAUGGUAGAGAAAUUAUCCCAACAGAAGGCGCUGCUAGAACAACAGCUGGUUAGCAUGUCGCAUCCCAUGUACGUCGCUACCGGCAGCGCUAUUGUACAGAACCAACAACUAACAGACGUGAUGAAAGAAAACCAAAAACUCAAGAAAAUUAACGCGAAACUCGUGAACAUUUGCAAGAAAAGGGGCAAGGACUCUAACAGAGAAAACGAAGACCCGGCCGGUCAGGGCUGAGUUAUAUCAAUGUAGAUUUUAUAAUAUUCAUUUGUCUAAACAAUUUGGAUGAGUUGCACCAUUAAAGUAUAACGAUGACCAAGCCUUCGAAUUAACGCCCAGUGCUCAAACCGUCUAUUUAUAGUUAUCGUUAUAGUUAAAUGGUGCAACCCACCCUUAGUUAAAUUUCCUUUGACCAAUGCACAAAUAAGACGGGUAACGACAUAAUAAUCAUAAUAAGCUGGACUUGUUGAUUCCAUAAUACUCAUAAUGUGGUAUUUUAAUAGUGAGAAAUUUUUAAGUAUAUUUUCGGCAUGUUUUUAUUCGCCUAAGCGUAAAGUUUAGAUGUUCGGAAUUAUGAUGGAACUGUCCGCGAGAUAUAACUUUACGUAAAUGGACAUGUUUCUAGCACUUUUGUAGUAAGGACCAAUCGUUGUUCAUUGAAGCCACAACUAUAUAAGACUGAAUGUUACAACGACAUUCCAUACGCAUUUAUAAAAGGGAAUGGUGCAAGAGUAAUGUGAGUUUUGUGUUUGAUCAAAUUAUUUUAAUCAUUAAUAGAAUUUCAUUUUAUUUUUCUUUCUUAAUUGAUUUAUUUUAUCACGUCCCAUUGAUACCAUUAAACGUUACUUUUGCGCUGUAAACUUCGAAAAGUAUUGAUAAAAUGUGAUUGUCUGACUCUAAAGCUAACGUUGUGAGUAUGGGUGCCAUUGUAAAUAGUUUAUUCUCAUAGAUAUAUUGAAUGCGGUACAAUAUAGUAUUAUUAGGGUGUACUUAAAAUGUUUGUGCCUAAAAGUAUUUAGUGAUAUUAGUUUGAGAAUGCAGAUAAUAUUUAUUAUAACGUUUAUAUUGUCCGUCUGUAAAUAUAAAAAUUAAUGUUUACAUGUUGGCAAGAACAUAUUUACCUUUGCAUAAAUUCAGUCCAAAUAAAUGAAAAAUCAAAUCACCACACACUGAUAGUCGUUUUUUUAUCUUCACUGUAAUUUUCUGUUUCUUUUCUAUAAUUCAUUACUCCUGAAGCUUUAUACCUAUGUAUGUCUAGCAUACCACUAACUUAAAAUAAGUAAUUCGUCCAUAAAUAAAAUAAAAAUGCACAAUUAAUUAAUCACUCAAAGAGAAUUUCUAAUAUUAUUGAACUAAUAUUGUUUUAUUGCAAUUUAAUUUUAAUUCACUGUUUAUCUUCUGAUAUUGAUGGUACCGAUACAAAAUAAAUGUUUGAUUUAUUAAA
Helicoverpa armigera (cotton bollworm) is the source of this 10671-nucleotide messenger RNA. Its product is annotated as kinesin-related protein 4. The record is from RefSeq and is a predicted model, not a curated record. The coding region runs from base 183 to 9464 and encodes 3093 amino acids. Gene Ontology annotation, molecular function: microtubule motor activity; microtubule binding; ATP binding. The transcript is spliced from 28 exons. Gene Ontology annotation, cellular component: microtubule. NCBI's taxonomy places the organism in Eukaryota, Metazoa, Arthropoda, Insecta, Lepidoptera, Noctuidae. Gene Ontology annotation, biological process: mitotic cell cycle; microtubule-based movement.